This is a messenger RNA of Melitaea cinxia (Glanville fritillary), 2180 nucleotides long. RefSeq names its product telomerase reverse transcriptase-like (gene Tert). The coding region runs from base 14 to 2161 and encodes 715 amino acids. Gene Ontology annotation, cellular component: telomerase catalytic core complex. The record is from RefSeq and is a predicted model, not a curated record. Gene Ontology annotation, molecular function: telomeric repeat DNA binding; telomerase RNA binding. The transcript has a single exon. NCBI's taxonomy places the organism in Eukaryota, Metazoa, Arthropoda, Insecta, Lepidoptera, Nymphalidae. Gene Ontology annotation, biological process: telomere maintenance via telomerase.
UGUCCCUGGAGCUAUGUAUCAUCCAAUUUGUUUUUCGCAAUACUUUGUAAAUAAAGAGAAUGUAAGAUCAUUUAAUAAUAUAUUAAAUUCAAAGUUAUUGAAAAGUGUAAAUAAUGAUCUGUUUCUUCGGAAUAUAUUUGAAGAAGAAAAAUUGGUUUGCGAAAUAUCAACUGAACUCAAAGAAAUAAUAUCAGAAGUAAGACAGAAUAUCAAAAGUUACAGUAAACAUGAUUUUAAGAACUAUCUCGUAGUGUGUGAAGAUACUCGACGAGGUUUGCAGAUAGUUGAUAAAUCAGAUGUUUUGUCAAGUUGCUGUACCGUACUAUACAUGAUAAUACCUGAAAAAUUUUAUGGAAACAUACAUAAUAAGAACAUUUUUAACAACUGUACAAAAAUCAUAGUAUACAGCAUGAAACAUCAAUGUUUAUUUCUUGAUAAAAUGAUUAGUAAAUGGGAUCUGUCCAAAUUUCCUUGGAGUACUGUAAAUACUACAUUAUGUUCUAAAAUACUCUACCGCAUUCUUUAUUGGAUCUUUAAAAUUAUUUUAUCAUCAAUCAUAUCCUUGAACUAUUAUGUCACAGCAUGUAAAUUAAACAAUGAUGACAAUAAGUUGUAUUAUUUUUUAAAAAAUCAAUGGCAAAGAUUCUUUGAUAUACAAUUAUCGAAAAUGGUAAUAGCAAAGGUUUUAAAAAAAAUUGAACCAUAUUGUUUGGGCAAAAAAAUUAGAAAUAAAUAUAGCUCUGAAGAAAGAUUGAAAUUGAAAAUAAUAAAAAAAAGCAUCUUUAAAUUACAUUUAAUUUUGAAACCUAAUAAUGAUUACAGACCAAUCGUACGUUAUAAAAAUGAAGCUUUAAACUCAUCUGAAAAAUAUAAAAUUAAGGAGAGAUUGAGUUUUCUUCACACGCUGACUGGCAAAAGUUAUGAAAAAAUCGAAAAUCAAUUUUCAUCCCUAUAUUCAUUAUGGAAGAAAAAUAAACAACCUAAAUUAUAUUUUGUUAAAACAGAUUUAUCUAAUGCUUUUGGAUCAAUUAAUAAAGAUAAGCUUUUGAUGGUCCUACAUGAGCAUUAUUUAGAAUUUCUAAAAUCAGAUAAAUCUUCUUUUAUCAAAAAUAAAUUUGCUCAACUUUACAGAGAAAUGGUAACUGAGCUUAAAAGUCCACUUUUGAUCCGUGCAGGUUCUACAAUUUAUGAAUGGAAAAAAGGAUUAGUGCAAGGAUAUAAAUAUUCACCAGCAUUGUGUGAAUUAUACUACUCAUAUUUAGACAAGAUUUAUUUUAAAGAGUAUUUUAAAAAACACAGUAAUGACAUGAAACUAUUUAUCAGAGUUGUUGAUGACUAUUUGUACAUUACCGACACUUUAGAAGAUGCACAAUCAUUUUUAAAGGCUUUAACUAACUAUAGAAAUGUAAACUUUACAAAAACAUUUGUCAAUUUUCAACAUCCAACAAUUAAAUUUAGUGAAGACAUAACUUUUCUCGGAUAUUCCUACAACACUGUUAACUUGGAAGUGAGUAGAGCUAGUACUGUGUUUGCUGGAUAUAUGUGUUAUAAAAUUUGUUUUUCACCAGCAGUCUCUAAUUUAGCCAAGUUUAUUGAAAACAGGAUUGAACAGUCUGGAAUUCCAGUCAACAGACAAAUUUUUAAUUUUAACCACAACAAUGAAGAAUCAAUAUGGCAUCAUAUUUUUAUAACAUUUUGUUUGUCAGCUAAUAAAUUUUGUACAAUUUUAGCUAUUUAUUGUGAUGAGAAACAGAUGCCGCAGUAUUUAGUAGUGUAUAAGACUAAGGUUGCUGUUAAACUUUGUAACAGUAUUUUAGACACUUUGAAAAAAUAUCAAUCUCCAGACUUUAUUUUCAAAUAUUGUAUAAAUCAUUUUCGUUAUUUAGCCUACAAAGCUCUGUUGUUAUGUGCACAGCAAACACCAAAGUGUAAUGUCUUGGUUCCAUAUGUAAAUAUUGAAGUGGCCAAGACUAAUUGUAUUAAUGGAAAAUGGCGUGAACAUUCUAGCAAAAUAUGUAAAAGUGGAAAAAGUCUAAUGCCAGCAUGUAGACAAGUAUGUAAAAGAGCUGAUCUUAAGAUAAUUAUGAAAAGUUUUGGUGUUUUACCAGUAGGUGUUCAAUGUUUUAAUCAUAAACUAUUUUACAAUGAAUUUUUGAAAUAAAAUGACUAUUUAUUUGAAA